Messenger RNA from Fopius arisanus, 417 nucleotides. The record is from RefSeq and is a predicted model, not a curated record. NCBI's taxonomy places the organism in Eukaryota, Metazoa, Arthropoda, Insecta, Hymenoptera, Braconidae.
AUGGCUCGGCCCAAAACCCCAACCCCACAAAACCAAACUUGUGCGAGGAGGAGAGAACCCACCCUCUCACCCCCUCACAGCUCCCCCUCAAACCUCUUUUGCCCGCUCCCCCGUGUCAUAUAUAUAUCGUUCUAUUUACCCCCAUUCCCACCCCCACAACCACCCACCUCUUCCUCCUCUUCCUCUUCCUCCUAUUCCACCUCUUCCUCCUCAUCCUCUUCCACCUCUUCCACCCCUUCCACCUCUUCCACCUCUUCCACCUCUUCCACCUCAUCCACCCUUUCCACCCCCUCUCACCUCACUCCAUACUUACUUUCACCCCCUUUUCCCAUUGCCCUCCCCCUCCGUAAGCCCCACGUAGACGCAAUUCAUGGAUACCAACACCACGCUCUCUCUUCUCUCUCUCUCGUUCGUUAA